AUGAAGCCUUUAAUAUUUUUAUAGGAUAAAGCAGAACAAGAAGGCAUUGGAUUUAUUCCAUUUAAAGAUGAACUAGGAAUCUAAAGGGAUAGACAAAAAGGAACUUUUUCAAGAACAUAUAAUAAAAAAUAGUGAACAUAUUUCUGAUAGAACAACUUUCAAUACUUCCAAAACAUCUUAAAGGUAAUAAAUUGAAAGUUAUGGUGCAGCUUAACUCAUUUGUGUCACCAUGAUAAAACAAUUUAAUUAAAUAUUGAAAAAGAAUUCUUAGUUUAAAAACCACUCACAGAGUUGGAUUAAAAAUUAGAAUUUAACGAUGGAAUAAUGAGAGAGUUUACAAAUAAUAUAUGCAAUUCACUUUGAUUGGAAAAAAAUAUAAACUGAAAAUGAGAGUCGUCCUUUAGGGUAUUAUCAACUGUAAGAGAUCUUAAAAAGACAACCUAUGCUUGUUUUUAUGGAUCAAUAACUUCCAAAUGGAAAUAGAUUAUCCCAGCAUAAAUUCAGUAGAACUAAAGCAUAUACUGCAUAACUUGGUAUUAGGCCAAAAUUAUCACCAAUAAAGGCUCUCCAAUUCCAUAAGAGAUUCUAGAGAUAGCCUUUAAAGCUGAAAGAAUAAUAACGUAGCAAAAAUACAAAUAUAUCCCUUAAAUGGUUUUUGAAACAAAUCUCGAAAAUAUAGCAGCUAGAAUUAAUUGUAUAAGGUAAAAAAUCUUACAUUAAAAAAUAAAAAGUCUAUCGAAUCUAUUUUAUUUGACUUUAACUCUACAACAAUCAAAAAUAAUAUUUAAAAGUUUUUAUUCUAUAGUAUAUAGUUUUAUUGAAUUGUAAAAUAGUGAUAUUACCAAUUCAAUAAAAUUAGUGGAUUUAGAUAAUGUUGGACCUGUGAAAAAGUAUAAUUCAUAAAUAAAUUGUAUAGAAAUAGUCAUGCUAAUCACAAUUCAUAUUUUGAUUUAUUUGGUUUCUUUGGAUUAUGUAUUUGGUUAAUAUUGAAAUACUUUUUUGAAGGAUUUAGAUUCAAUUCCAUUAUUAUUAUGGCAGCAUGCAUAUUCUUUAUUUUUGAUAGAGUAUUCAAUCAUUUAAUAUUAAUAGGCAUUAUAAUUUGCAGAUAAAAUAUUAUGUAAAGUAGCAGCUGUAUUAACAAUUUUAUAUAUUUAUACUUUAAUAAGUUAUCCUGUUUAUUAAUUUCCAAAGACUACAGGUAAUUAUAGAACUUGUUAUAAACAAAUUAAAUUACAUGAUACUUAUUAAACUGAUGCAUCUGUUUAUUAUCCAUGUGUUGAUAAUUAAUAAGAAGAUAUUGAAUUUAAAUGGUUACCUGAUAAUAAAUUUGCUAAAUAAUUGUAUGAAAUAUCAGUUUUAUAAACUAAAUGGGUUCCAUCUGAAUGGGUAUUUGAUAUUGGAUUGGGUUUCUUAAAGUAAUUAAUAUAAUUUAAUAUAGUUUUAUUAAUUUUACAGCAAGUGUUGAAUAGCCAUUAUUAAAAGAAGAAUUAGAUGUAAUUAUAUUUAGUCAUGGAUUUUCAUAACAUAGAAAUGCAUAUACAGCAUUAUGUUAAUAAUUAGCAAGUGAAGGUUAUGUUGUAUUUUCAUUAUAACAUUAUGAAUUAGUAUAUCCUUGGGAUAUUAAAGCAACAAAAAUAUAUAAUACUGGUAAUCAUCCAGAUACAAUUGAAAAAUAUUAAAAAAUUAGAUCAUCUCAUUUAAAAUGGAGAACUGAAUAAGUUUAAUAAUUAAUUAAUACUUUGAAAUCAAAUCAAAUUAAAGAUGUAUUCUUUGAUUUUAACCUUUAUCAAUUAAUUUAAUUGGUCAUUCAUUUGGAGGUGCCACUGUUCUUAGAGUUGCUUAAGAAGUCAAUGUUGAUAAUGUUAUUGCUUAUGAUCCAUGGUUAUUCCCAUUUACUUAAGAAUAAAUGCAUAAAUAAAUCAAAUCUAAAACAUUGAUUCUUAGUAAAAAUAAAGUUAGAGUUAAAUAAGAAUGUUUUGAUCCUAAAUUACUAAAGGACUUUUUAGAUUUCAAUACAUCCAUUGAACAUUAUAAGAUAAAAGGUUUAGAUCAUGCUUAUCCAGUUGAUCUAACUUAUUUAAUUGCUGCUGAAAUGGUAUUAAUUGGUGAAUUAAGAAAUGAUGACAAUGUAUUCAAAAUCAAUAGUCUAAUCAACUCAUUAACAUCCAAGUUUUUACAAUAAAAAUUAUUCAGUAUUGAAGAAAAUAAAUUAUUUUGUUGA
Messenger RNA from Paramecium octaurelia, 2221 nucleotides. The record is from the annotation of a GenBank genome assembly. NCBI's taxonomy places the organism in Eukaryota, Ciliophora, Oligohymenophorea, Peniculida, Parameciidae.